Molecule: messenger RNA, 1821 nt
Organism: Pichia kudriavzevii
Lineage: Eukaryota; Fungi; Ascomycota; Pichiomycetes; Pichiales; Pichiaceae
Exons: 1
Coding region: 1-1821 (606 amino acids)
Biological process (GO): termination of RNA polymerase II transcription
Cellular component (GO): mRNA cleavage factor complex; cytoplasm
Molecular function (GO): RNA polymerase II complex binding; mRNA binding
Source: RefSeq, a predicted model, not a curated record
AUGUCGAUGUCGACACAUAGUUCGGCGGUGUCUGGUAAUGGCGCCUCCUUUGCAGAACCUUCAAAGGGCCACGGCUCCUUUGGAGAGCAGUAUGCAGCCUCACUUCAGGAGUUGACAUUCAACUCAAGGCCUAUCAUUGAGGCACAUACCUUGCUUGCAGAGGAAAACACGGCGCAUGCUCUCGAGAUUGUUGUCGCCAUUGAGGAACGGAUAGAGAAGGCCAUUCCUUCGCAGAAGCUAUAUUCUUUAUACUUGUUAGACUCCAUUUCUAAGAACAUAGGCUUGCCCUAUACCAACUUAUUUUCAAAUAACCUAUUUAAAACUUUCACCCGUACGUACGGGUUGGUGGAUGAUCCCACAAGAUGUAAACUGAUCAAGUUGUUCAAGACAUGGAAGGUCCCCACGGCGGCAACCGGGUUGCCACUAUUUGAUCAGGGCCAACUUGAUCGGAUCGAAGAGUUUCUAAUUAAGGUCACCAAUCCUCUGGUCAACAAUAAUAGAACAGUGGCAGAUAGUAUGAAGAAUGCCAAUUUAGGUAGUGGCGGCACCUUUAAUGGUGGCCCUGCAACAGACAUUCUUAACAAGGACAAGUUUACCCUUAUAAAUGAAACGGACGAGCUAUUAAGAAUGGUGGAUGCUAGGUUGAAGGUGAUGUCCGAUACCAAGACCCAACAACGGUAUACUCUAUUGAACAAGUUAAAGACAAUUCUCGGCGGAAAGAGCUCUAUUCCCCAAGCACAGUUGGAUGAGGUGGCCAAACAAUUGCAUGCCAUUCGAACCGACGAGAUUCUCAAGAGUAACUCGAUCAAGAGGGAAAAGGAGGCAGAGUUGUUCAAAUUGCAACAACAACAACAACAACAACAACAACAACAACAACAACAACAACAGCAACAACCUCAAAACGUACAACCUCAAAACGUACAACCUCAAAACGUACAACCUCAAAACGUACAACCUCAAACUGUACAACCUCAAAUUUCUUCAUUACAAGGAUUGCUCAAUUUGAGCAACCAAGCGCCGGUUGCAAAUCCUCUUGGUCUAAAGAACCUCUCGUUUCUUGAAAAUAUACUGAAGAAAACCAGUAAUGGCGGGAUCAAUGAAACAAAUACUACAAAUGCCCCCCAAGUUGACUUUAAAUUUAUCAAGCCUUCCAAGAAGGUUAUUGUAGAAGACGCAGUUUUAGAUCAAAAGUUCAUAAAUAACCAUGUGCCGACAAUAACUGAUAUAUCUCUCUUGUAUGAGUUCAAGCCAAUACAAUGUAAAGAGUGUGGUAGACGAUUCAGUGAUGAUGAGGCGGGCGCUGUAGCCAAACGGCAGCAUGACGAAUGGCACCAAAGGGUCGAUGCCAGAAUGAGAACCGGAGGUUCUGGACUAGGUGGUGUUGUGAAUCGUUCUUGGUAUCUUAGGGGGAGAGAAUGGAUGGAAUUUGAAUAUAAUGAAGAUGAAAUAGACAAGCACGGGCUCUCUGUUAACGGUGAUAAACAUGGUAGUUCCAACGAUGGCAGCACAUGUUUAAGAAAAGAUAAAGAGGGGGACAAGGACAAGAGAGAAGCCACCGAUGAGGGCAGUUCCAAGUACGAGCAUUUUGAUCCAUCUGAGGCUCCCAAGCAUAUAGUCAGGAUUCCAGAGUCCUCUUCCAACGAGGUUGUUUGUGCUAUAUGUAGGGAUAAGUUGGUUGGCGUUUUCGAUGAGGAGAGUGGUGACUGGAUUUGGCGUAAUGCCAUCAUGUAUCGCAGCCGGGUAUUGCACUGGUCCUGCUACAUGGAAACACGACAAAGAGGAAGGCGAUCCCUUGGUAGGGAGCGUUCUCCACAGAGGUGA